Messenger RNA from Pseudophryne corroboree (corroboree frog), 1270 nucleotides. RefSeq names its product opsin 3 (gene OPN3). Gene Ontology annotation, molecular function: G protein-coupled photoreceptor activity. Lineage: Eukaryota; Metazoa; Chordata; Amphibia; Anura; Myobatrachidae. Gene Ontology annotation, biological process: G protein-coupled receptor signaling pathway; phototransduction; cellular response to light stimulus. The record is from RefSeq and is a predicted model, not a curated record. The transcript is spliced from 5 exons. Bases 1 to 1149 code for a protein of 382 amino acids. Gene Ontology annotation, cellular component: plasma membrane; photoreceptor outer segment.
AUGUCAUAUGUCACCAGGAAUGGCAGUAAGGUGCAUUCAGGGACUCACAAUGAAGAGAUUUUUACCCGUGAUGGGUAUAAGGUUCUGGCACUUACCACUGCCUUACUUGGUCUUUUGGGAUUCUGUAAUAACUUGUUAGUACUAAUUCUUUAUUGUAGAUUCAGAACACUACGGACUCCCUUAAACCUUUUACUGGUGAAUAUCAGCUUCAGUGAUUUGAUAUUGUCCCUUUUUGAUGUUACUUUUACUUUUGCCUCUUGUGUGAGCCAGCAGUGGAUCUGGGGUGAAGCCGGAUGUGUUUUUGCUGGAUUCUGCAAAACUCUACUAGGUAGUGUGUCAGUCUUUACACUCACGGUGGUAGCAUAUGAGCGCUAUGUUCGAGUUGUGUAUGAUAAAGUCAUCGAUUACAUAUGGUCAGGCCAGGCAAUCAUGUGUGUUUGGCUGUAUUCACUGGCCUGGACUGCAGCUCCGUUACUCGGAUGGAACAAAUACAUCCUUGAACUCCAUGGGUUAGAUUGCUCUUUAGACUGGAUAUCAAAAAAUCCCAAAGAAUCCUCAUUUAUUCUACUUUUCUUCCUUACUGGCAAAGUGAUACCCGUGGGCAUUAUGACAUAUUGCUAUGGGUACAUUUUAUAUUCCAUCAGAAUGAUCAGGAACAUCCACAUGCUACAAACAAGUCACAUACUGAAAAUUCUGCACUAUGAAAUAAAAGUGUCCCAAAUGUGCUUCUUGAUGAUGUUGGCAUUUCUCAUUUGCUGGAUGCCUUAUCCAGUGGUGUCUCUUUUGGCUAUGUGUGGAUAUGGAAACAUGAUUACGCCAACAGUAGCCAUUGUACCCUCUUUCUUAUCCAUCUUCAGUACUGCAACAAAUCCUGUUAUCUACAUAAUAAGCAAAAAGUUCAGGCAAGGGUUCCUGAAGCUCUUCUGUUUAAAGUGUUUGAGAAUCCAAGCAAUGGCUGUGAAUUUGAGAAAGAAGACGGCUGGAAAGAUGCGUAAAGGUGGAAACAGACGGAAGCAGAGAGUCACUUUCAGUUCAUCCUCUCUUAGCGCCAUUAUGACGACCGGUGAAACGGGCACACAACAAUCCAUUAAAAACACCGAAAGCAUUCAUAGAACUAACGUUAAAAUAAUAUAUGUGCAGCCACUAUAAUUUCAUUAUAUCACUACUAAGAAGUACUGUACAUUUGGGUUGGUAUCAGAAGACCGGAGUUUGGGAUCCCAGGUCACCAUACAGACCCCAGAAUCCUGGUCGUCAGGUUGCUUGUGACAGG